Messenger RNA from Priapulus caudatus, 784 nucleotides. Its product is annotated as translation initiation factor IF-2-like. The record is from RefSeq and is a predicted model, not a curated record. Lineage: Eukaryota; Metazoa; Priapulida; Priapulimorpha; Priapulimorphida; Priapulidae. Gene Ontology annotation, molecular function: translation initiation factor activity; GTP binding; GTPase activity. Gene Ontology annotation, biological process: translational initiation.
AUGCCAACGGCUCCCAUCGUCCAUAAUAUCGAAAUUCCAGAUACCAUUGUGGUAUCAGAACUUGCGCAGAAAUUAUCCGUUAAGGGCGCAGAUGUUAUCCGUACCUUGAUGGGCAUGGGCGUCAUGGCAACCAUUAAUCAAGUGGUUGAUCAAGAUACUGCCAUUCUUAUUGUGGAAGAAAUGGGUCAUAAGGCCACUCCAAUGCAAGCGCUUGAUGAUGAAAUCUCAAUUUUAGACCUCAUUGAAGACGUUAGCGGUUACGACUUAUCACCUCGUCCUCCUGUCGUUACUAUUAUGGGGCACGUUGAUCAUGGUAAAACAUCACUUCUGGAUCAUAUCCGUAAGUCUCGCGUCGCUUCAGGAGAAGCCGGUGGUAUUACACAACAUAUUGGCGCUUAUCAUGUUGAAACAGAAAGUGGCAUUAUUUCUUUUCUUGAUACCCCAGGUCAUGCUGCAUUCUCGCAAAUGCGCGCUCGUGGAGCAAAAGCAACCGAUGUAGUUAUUCUUGUAGUGGCCGCUGAUGAUGGUGUUAUGCCGCAAACGGAAGAAGCCAUUAAGCAUACCCGUGCUUCUGGCGUUCCAUUAAUUAUCGCCAUUAACAAAAUCGAUAAAGAACAAGCCGACCCAGAGCGUGUUAAAAGUGACUUAGCAAACUAUGAGGUUAUCUCGGAAGACUGGGGGGGGGAAGAUGUAUUUGUCAAUAUAUCCGCUAAAACAGGCGAAGGUAUUGAUGACUUACUUGAGUCAAUCUUACUCGUCUCAGAAGUGCUCGAACUUAAAGCAC